AUGUCUGGCGAAAAACGUGCAGCGGCAGAGUCGUUUGGCAGCAGCCAAUUAGUUAAGAGACAGAGAUCAGGCGCAGAACUCAAUGGCAAUGCUCUCACAAAGUCAAACGGCGGUGCGCUCAUACAAGGGGGACAUGGAGCUGCAGGCUUGCCGGCAUCCGUCAUGGAGCUCAGCGGUCAUUCGGGGGAGGUCUACACCGCUCGCUUCAACCCUACUGGCGUACAUGUCGCAUCCGCUGGCAUGGACCGCAACAUCCUUCUCUGGAACACGACUGGCGAGUGCGCCAACUAUGGCAUGAUGACGGGACACAAAAGUGCGAUUCUUGAUCUGCAGUGGUCAAGAGAUAGUCAGGUUGUCUACACAGCAAGCGCAGACAAGCAUGUUGCGAGCUGGCAAGUAGAGACUGGCGAGAGGAUACGGAGGCAUGUCGGUCAUGAGGAGAUUAUCAAUUGUCUGGAUGUCAGCAAACGCGGCGAGGAAUUUCUGGUAAGUGGGAGUGAUGACGGUUCCAUCUCGAUUUGGGACCCCAGGUCCAAAGCCGCCAUCGACUACAUCGAAACAUCCUUCCCUGUCACCGCCGUCUGCUUGGCUGAGGCGGGCAAUGAGCUGUUCAGCGGGAGCAUUGACAACGAGAUCAAGGCUUGGGACUUGCGUAUGAAGAAAGUGUCCUACUCGCUCACAGGACACACCGACACCAUCACCUCGCUAGCCAUCUCGCCGGAUUCGCAGUCACUCCUCUCCAAUUCGCAUGACUCUACUGUACGCACCUGGGAUAUUCGACCUUUUGCGCCAACAGACCGGGCGAUCAAGGUGUUUGAUGGAGCGCAAGUCGGGUUGGAAAAGAACCUCAUCCGCGCUUCCUUUGAUGCCGAGGGAGCGCGCAUUGCAGCCGGAGGAGGGGAUGGCUCAGCCACAAUUUGGGAAACCAAGAGCGGCAAGAUGCUGCAUAAGUUACCUGGACACAAGGGAACGGUCAACGAUGUGCGGAUCUCGCCAGAUGGCUCUAUGGUGCUAUCCGCAAGCACAGACAGAACUCUUCUUCUGGGGGAAUUGCCUUGA
Ramularia collo-cygni is the source of this 1059-nucleotide messenger RNA. RefSeq names its product probable U5 snRNP-specific protein-like factor and related proteins. The transcript has 3 exons. The coding region runs from base 1 to 1059 and encodes 352 amino acids. NCBI's taxonomy places the organism in Eukaryota, Fungi, Ascomycota, Dothideomycetes, Mycosphaerellales, Mycosphaerellaceae. The record is from RefSeq and is a predicted model, not a curated record. Gene Ontology annotation, molecular function: protein binding; RNA binding. Gene Ontology annotation, cellular component: catalytic step 2 spliceosome.